Molecule: messenger RNA, 12533 nt
Organism: Orbicella faveolata
Lineage: Eukaryota; Metazoa; Cnidaria; Anthozoa; Scleractinia; Merulinidae
Biological process (GO): neuromuscular synaptic transmission
Molecular function (GO): protein binding
Source: RefSeq, a predicted model, not a curated record
AGCCUCAAAACGAUGGCCGGAUCGACUGAAAUUCAAUUUAGACAAUAUAGGCCUUCGAAACUUGGGGCCUGGAACUGAACACUAAAAGGAAGCUUUUAACGCGGGAAGGGUAGAAAUCAAAAAAAUUUCUAACGCGAUAUAUUGAUCUGAGCUCAUUAUAUUUAUAGUUUAUUUUACAGCAGAUACUGAUAUUACUGGAAUUAUGUGGAUAGAACGACAAAUUAAACUUAAAGACAAAUUAAAAAAAAAAAAACGUUUUGGGAAGAAAAGCAUUGGUUUCCUUACCCUACCCUGCUAAAAUAACGAUUUUGAUAUCCUUGCUUUCUCCCGAGCGUGACCAAAUUAUUUAUGCGUGUAAAGGUAGUGCGAAGGAACUAUCAACUCACAAUUGCCCAGGAAAUAUUUCUUUUCUUUCAGACUGAAAAGAUUUGUGCCAUAAGUGACACUGGCGCUGCAUAAGGAAUUAAGUUGUCUGAUGGAAUUUAACGCGCAAAUGCUCCAGUGAGCCGCAUUGGCGACAUGUUUACUCGUUGUCAUGAAACGGAGCACGAAGACGUGAACUCAGUCCUCAAGAAUGCAUGUUAAAUUCAAGUAUGGAUGAGUAAACUUUAACGAACACUACACCAACGCAGAUGUAAGAAUUCCAAGGGACAGGACAGCUGCAAAUUUAACAUGAGUAGAAGUCAAUCGUGGAAGAAUCUAGGGUCUGAAGGCGAGAAAGCGGUUGAUCUCAGGCGAGCGAGUUCACAACCACUGUAUACACCACAAACUACGGCAAGUGAGUCGAGUUUUGCGGCUUCAAAUGCAUCUUUUAAGUCAGGUAUGGAGGAUAUGCGAAGAAGGAUUGUUCAUCUUAACAAGGAAUUGGAACAGGAGAGACAACACUCUAAGAAUCUCAAGAGAGACAAGGUAUUAGAGAUCAGGCAAGUUCGGGACGAAGAGCAGAAGAAAGCAUCGGCAAUGCAAGCGGAUUUGAGGUCAAAAUUACACAAGGAAAAGAUGAAUGAACUUACGUCCUUGAGAGAACAGUUGCACAAGGAAAAGGAGAAGGAAAUUAUGCAGAUAAUAAGACAAAAGGAUGAAAUCUUAAGAAGUGCUCAGCAGGCUUGGGCAAAGGAAAAAGACGACCUGAAAUCGAAGGUCCGAAACGAACUUCGAGGCGAAGCCCGCGAAGAUACGAAACGGGAAUUUGAAAAGGAGCGCGGGAGAUUAGAACAGGAGAUCGCGGAUCUUGAUCGACAGAAACGGGAGCUAGAAGAAACAUUAAAACUUGUUCAAGGUGCUGAUAAAAGAAAAAUCGACGAUAUUCGAAGAAUACAGCACGAACAUGAGGCAGAACUUGAGAAAUUUAAAAGAAAUUCGUGGCAAGAGAGCAGACAACAGAUGGCUGAAAUUCGUCAGUUGCUGAACAUUAUUGAGCAGCUUGAAAAGAAACUUGGUUUAGAAGCUGGGCACUCAAUGAGGUUACGCCUGGAGAAAGACAGUUUACAUGACAUGCUAAAAAAAUCAUCAACAUUUGAUGCUUGGGAUAGAAUGAUGUCAUCUGGAAAGAGUGACUCAGGCCAGGCAACCCUAGCAGGGAUUCCCGACUCAAAGGGUGGCAGUCAAGAAUUAAGGAUGCUGCAGAGAAAGAAUGUGGAGCUCAGCUCUUUGGUUCGUAAGCUGGACGAAAAGAAUCAACAGCUGGCAACAAGAAAUGCAGAACUGCUGGCUGAGUUAGAAAAACUUGAAAAGGACAGCAGAGAUAAGAACAGGAAGCUUGAGAGAAAGAAUGCUGAUUUAUCACAAACCAACAGGAGGCUUGAAAGCCGGAAUAAACUGUUGCUGGAUGAAGUCAACUCUCAGAAAAAAAGCUUAACAGGAAGAAAGGAGAACUCUGUGAAACCAAGAGGGAAGGCAAGCAAGGAGCAGGAUGACCUUGGCAACCUGAAGGCCCAGAUGAGAGAACAAACCAGGACCAUUGCCGAUCUAAAGCAAAGCUUGAUGGAAAAAGACAGAAGGAUUGAACUUUUGAGGGGGAGAAAGAAAAAGAGCAAACAGCAACCAGCCAGCCCAACUUCACUAUCUGCAGAAUUUCUUCCAGUGACUGAUGAUGAUAGGAUGUCUGUUCAUUCCGACUUUAGUGAAGCUUCAGAAAUGUCAUCCAGUGAUGAUGUUGACAGCAAAAGAAUAAAGAAGCUAGCCAAAGAGUUGUUAGCUUUGGAACGAGCCUAUGCACUCCUGCAAGCUCAUGUUGGCAGUGCAGUGGAUGCUGAGAGAGAUGAAAUGGAGAAACAACAGCUUCAAUCAGACUUACUUGAGAGCCAAGCAAGAAUUCAUGAGCUUGAGAGAAUGAUGAAUAAUAGUGGACAGGUUACUGGCUCAGAGGAUAUGUCUCAACUCCAAGCAGAUAACAAGGAUUUAUAUCAGAAGUUGAUCUCAGCAGAGAAAGCUCGAGAUGAAGCACAAGGUGAACUGGCCAAGUAUAAUGAGGACAUGCGAGAGCUACAGGAUCAAAGAGAUUUGCUGGAGUUUGAACUGGAAGAAAUGUCACAGUUGUCUACUGCAGGAUCAGAAGACUGGGAUUCCAGAAGGUCCAGAAGCAAUGAUUUUGAAAUAUCUCCGUCUCCAAGAAUGAUGGACAACGGUUCUGCUGUUCUAUCGCUGGAAGAAAUCAAAGCUUGUCUAGAAGAAUUAGAAACAGAGAAGGAAAAUGUGUUGUCUCCAGUACAACAAAGUGCUCUGAAGCAAGCCAGGGCGAUGUUAGAAUCAAUGGCUGAGAAAAUCAAUCACAUGGAAAUCACGGAGUCUGCAUUAAGGGACAAAGUCCGGGACUUGGACCUGGGUUACAACAGCGAGUCCCUGAAGUCUGAGUUCGAUGAGUCCAGAAGCUUAUCAGUGUUCACUUGCGACCAAGAGACGCUCACAGAUCUUCAGUGGAGCGAGCUUGAUGAAAUAGAAAGCUACAGAGACCAGCGGCUAGAAGCGACGGAUCACCUUAAGCAUGCGCAUCUAAGAGUCCCAACAGAAGACACGUGUUGUAUGACGGACCUGAUCUGGGAGGACUUGGUUAGUAUGGAAAAUAUGUAUAGGAAAUACCUGAAUGGCUUUCCAGAGGGACCCGGGGGAAAUGGCGGCCUGUUCGAUCUGGAAAAGGAUGAUAAAGAAUGCAUGACUGAUCUUGUUUGGCAAGAUUUGGUAGAAUUGGAGGAAACACACAGAAACAUUCUUGCGGAAUUGUCACCGGCCGAAUUUACGGUUGGAAAAAGUAAAGGUGAGGUAGAAAAAGUAGAUAAUGAAACAAUGACAGAGCUUGAUCGCGGAGAGCUUGACGAAUUAGAAAGUAACUAUCAAACAUAUCGUGAAGAAACACCAGUAAUAAAAUCCAGAGAUGACAGAGAAACGAUUACAGAGAUAGUUUGGGAAGAACUUGUUCAAAAGGCAAAUAAUGACAUAUAUCUGUCUUUAAGCAAUGAGUUUAAACAAAAGGCGAAGGAAAUGGAAAGUCGUAAGAGCGAAGUAGGUAUUAUGACCGAGCUUGCUUUGUCAGAACUUGCCGAGAUGGAAAGUAAAUACUUUGAGUGUAUUGAGAACGCUCGUGAACCUGAAUCAAAAUUUAAUUCAGAGAAGGAAGAGGUUAUGCUUUCUUCAGUUGAUCUUGUGGAGACUUUACCUGAAAUUGUGCUGGACACAUUCCCAGAAGACUUUACUUGUACAAAAGAUCAGUGCGAGAUGACGGAACUGAAAUGGGAUGACAUUGUCAACUUGGAAGACAAGUGCUGUAGUUAUGAACGUAAUAUCGAGCAACUGGAAAGUAAACUUGCGCUGAUUGCAGUUGACAAGGACGAAAAGUGCAGCUGCACUGAAAUUUCUUUCACGGAGCUGGCUUGGAAUGAUAUAAUCAACUUACAAGGCAAAUGUUCAGGCUACGAACGUCAUAUCAAAGACUUGGAAGAGAAGAUUGCUCUCCUUGAAGUUCAGAAGGACGAAAAGGGUAGUUCUACUGACAUUUCUUUGCAAGACCUCGUCAAUGCCAAGUUCAACGUUGAGAUGAAAGAAGCUGAAACCAUGACAGAUGCACCAGAGUUCGCAGACAACGAAGGUUUACCACAGAUCGUGUUAGAAACCUAUCCGGGAAUGACAGAGACCAAAGAUGAGUGUGACAUGACUGAGGGUGUGUGGGAAGAAGUUGAGGACCUUGAGAACACCUACAGAGAUUACAGGGAGAACCUGGAGGAGAUGAAAAACAAACUAGCUCAAUUUGAAGUGGAGAAAGACGACAAGGAGAGCAUUACAGAUAUAGCCAUGCAGGAUAUCGCAGACUUGGAAAGCUUGUACAAGGAUCAUCUUCAUGAAGUGGAUUCUGAUUCAAAUUCUCUUCUGAGUCAUGCUGAGAAGGAGUCCAAAGAGUGCAUGACAGACCUAACUUUUGUUGAACUUUCAGAGCUUGAAGAUUUCUACAUCGAGAAUGCAGCCCGUGUGAUGGAAUCAGCACCUGUAGUGGAAAAAUGGGAACAAGAAAGCAUGACUGAUGUUACCUUGGAUGACAUGCAAUACUUGGUGGAAGUUGAAGAGCUUUAUCGGCAAAAGGCUGGUAGUGAUGGAGAGGAUGCGGCAAAAGACGAAAAAUGCACGGGAACAGAUCUGACAAUUCUUGAUGUAGGCCAUUUGCAAGAAGUGGAAGAUGUCUACCUUAGGUCUAGCAUGAAAAAAGAAGCAACGACAGAGACCGCUGACAAAGGUACCGCAACAGAUUUAACUAUUCCCGACCUUGAUCUUCUAGAAGAAACAGGAGAACUUCAUCAAAGUUGUCCCGUACAAGGAUUUGAUGCCCUUCACAAAGAAGACAGAUGUGUGGCUACAGAGUUGACUGUUGAAGAUCUGAAAUACUGGGAGGAUGUGGAAGCAGCCCACGAGGAGUGUCUGCUUGACAGGGAAGAAGAGAAAAUGAAAGGUGGAGUGGAGAGCGAGGAAAAGCAAGAUGUAGAAGUCAUGACAGAAUUCACGAUGAUGGAUUUGCAAUAUUUGGAGGAGGUUGACGCCGCACAUGAAGAAUGUCUACAAGACAGAGAAGAAGAACUUGAAAGGGGAAGGAAUGAUGUGGAAAAGCAAAGUGUGGAGAUAAUGACAGAUUUGACCGUAUCUGAUCUUAAAUACUUGGAAGAUGUUGAAGCUGCUCACGAAGAGUGCAUUGUUAAUAAACAAGACGAGUUAGAAGCCCGGAGUGCGGAGAAGCAAGAUGCUGAAGCUAUGACGGAAUUUACUGCGUCAGACUUGCAAUACUUGGAAGACGUUGACGCCGCUCACGAGGAGUGUAUUGCUGAUAAACAAGAGGAGCUGGAAGCGAAAGGGUUUGGGGUGGAGAAGGAAAGUGUAGAAGCUAUGACAGAUUUAACCGUGUCACAUCUUCAGUACUUGGAAGAAGUUGAAGCAGCUCACGAAGAAUGUAUUGCUGAUAAACAAGAGGAGCUGGAAACGAGAGGGUUUGGACUGGAGAGGGAAAGUGUAGAAGUUAUGACAGAUUUAACCGUGUCAGAUCUUCAGUACUUGCAAGACGUAGAAGCAGCUCACGAGGAAUGCAUUGCUGAUAAACAAGAGGAGCUAGAAGCGAGAGGGUUUGGAUUGGGGAGGGAAAGUGUAGAAGUUAUGACAGAUUUAACUGUGUCAGAUCUUCAGUACUUGCAAGACGUGGAAGCCGCGCACGAGGAAUGUAUUGCCGAUAAACAAGAGGAAAUGGAAGCGAGAGGGGUUGAAGUGGAGAAGGAAAGUGUAGAGGUUAUGACAGAUUUAACCGUGUCAGAUCUUCAGUACUUGGAAGAAGUUGAAGUAGCUCACGAGGAAUGCAUCGCUGAUAAACAAGAGGAGUUAGAAACCAGCGCAAGAAGUGUUGACAAGCAGAAUGCUGAAAUGAUGACAGAUUUAACUGUUUUAGAUCUUCAGCACUUAGAGGAAGAGUUACAAGCUGGAGGUAAUGGAGUAGAUAUAGAAAUUAUGACAGAUUUAACGGUGUCGGACCUAAAAUACCUGGAAGACGUUGAAGCAGCUCACGAGGAAUGCAUUGCUGAUAAAGAAGAGGAGCUGAAGGCGAGAGGGUUUGGAGUGGAGAGGGAAAGUGUAGAAGUUAUGACUGAUUUAACCGUGUCAGAUCUUCAGUACUUGCAAGACGUGGAAGCCGCUCACGAGGAAUGUAUUGCUGAUAAAAAAGAGGAGUUAGAAACCAGCGCAAGAAGUGUUGACAAGCAAAAUGCUGAAAUGAUGACAGAUUUAACUGCUUCAGAUCUUCAGAACUUGGAAGACAAACAAGAAGAAUUAGAAACAUUAUGUGUAGAAAAACAAAAUGCCGUAGUUAUGACUGAUUUAACUGUGACAGAUCUACAAUACUUGGAAGAUGUUGAGUCUGCUCAUGAAGAGUGCCUUGCUGAUAAACAAGAAGAGCUAGAUGCGCGAAAUGUGGAGAAACAAAGUGUAGAAAUUAUGACGGAUAUGACUAGUACUGUAUCAGAUCUAACCUACUUGGAAGAUGUUGAAGCUGCACACGAGGAAUGUCUUGUUGACAAACAAGAUGAGCUAGAUACCAACACCGUAGAGAAACAAAAUGCGGAAAUAAUGACAGAUUUAACUGUGUCAGAUCUUCAAUACCUUGAGGAUGUGGAAGCUGCACACGAGGAAUGCUUGCAAGACAGAGAAGAACAAUCAGAAAGUAAAGCAGGCCUGGAGGACAAAUUGAGUGUAGGAACAAUGACGGACAUGAACGCUUAUGACCUGAAGAGUUUGGAAUCAGCUGCCACUGAACACGAAAGAAGCAAAACACCAAAGUGGAGACGAUGGUCAAGGUCUUCUUCGAUAAGUGAUCAUAGUGACAACACACACAGUAGGAACACUAUGACUGAAAUGACAGGUAACAUCCUCGAGUAUUAUGAAGAUAUUGAAGUACUCUACAAGGAAACGAUGGUGGAAUUUGACGAGUACAGAAGAGCACAUUCUGCGGAGAAGGAGGAGAAAGAUGUAAUGACAGAUGUGACCAUCGAAGAUUUGACAUGUCUAAAGGAAGCAGCGAGUUCCUGUCUGGAAAAGGAAAUAGAAGAUAAGGAAAUCAUGACUGAACUAGCGCACGACGAUGUGGAGUACUUGAUGGAAUUGGAAAGCUUGUACAAAGAUAACGAGUUUGCUCAAGAAUCAAAGGACAUGACUGAAAAGUGUGAUGUGGAGACAAUGACAGAACUGACAGUGUCAUAUAUAGAGUAUGUCGAGGGAGAGUUUGAAAGAUUGAAGCAUGAACAAUCACAGGAAUCAGACUCAUCUUGGGUUUUUAUUGAACCUGACAAGGAAGACAAGGACGUUAUGACUGAACUCACCGAAUCUGAACCGCAGCACUUGGAAGAGGUUGAAUUUCUCUACAAGAACAGCGUGGCUGGAGCUGAAGAAGCAGUCAGCAAAGAGAAUGCAGAGGCUAUGACGGAUCUGACAACUGCUGACUUGGAGUACUUCGAAGAAGCUGAAAAUCUCUUGAAGAAGAUCAGUGGAGACGGAGGUGAUCUAUCAGGAAUGCUAGCACCUAAGGAUGACAAGGGGGUGAUAACAGACUUGACAAGCUCUGAUAUUGACUACCUUCAGGUGCUGGGAGAUGUCUAUGGCGAUGGCAGUAGAGAACCUCCAAGUGACGGUGAUGUUGAGAAAGAUGACAAGGGUACAGAAACAGAGCUAACACUUUCAGAUAUUAGAGAUCUUGAAGACCAACUGGAAAGUACCGCAGAAAUGAGAGCUACUCCUUUGUUUAAGGAAUUUGGUCACGAAGAUUUCCAAGCCGAAACGUUGGUUGAUUUACGAUCAGAACUGGACUAUCUUCCAGUCUUGGAUGAGCCUGAGUUCAUCUUGGACGAGGAAGAAGACGACGGAGGAGAGGACGUCCAAAGACAAGACGUUGGAGUCAUGACGGAGUUAACAUUGCCCGACUUGGAAUACCUUGAAGAAAGGGAAACGCAUCCGAGUGAUAGCAUCAUGGAGACUACUUCAGAGCAAGUUGAGACUGGUGUUCAGUGUGAGCUAGAAGGUCUCGGCUCACUGUUGCAAGAACUAAGCAGGGAGGCUGAAGAAAAAGGCGAAGAUGUCCCAGCGUGGUUUGUGAGCGCCUUAAAAAUGACACAACCAAAUGGAGGUUUUAAUCCUAUUCAUCUUGUUGUGAGACAAACUGAUGAAGUGGACGCCACACCGACAGAUGAACAUUCAGACAUAGAGUCAUCCCCUGUACAUAUUCUCAAUGAGACACAACUUGCUAACGCUCCUGGUGAUCUCAUACAUCUCCCUGAAGAUUUCCUUGAGAGCCCUGGUGCCUUGUCUUAUGGAGAGACAGAUGCAGAGUCGUUGCCUUCCGACGAACCUUAUGCUCUCUCCAAAGACAUUGGGGUUCAGUGCGAUCUUGUGGACGUCCUCGCCAUGUUGGCAGAGUAUCAGAGGAAUGCUGACGGUGAAGACAUAUCAUGGUUUGUGUCAGCCAUGAAGAUGGCUCGAGAAGACACAGGCUUUGAUCCAGUUCGAGUGCAUUUGACGAAUCGCAUUAACUCCGGUCCUGGGCAAGAUGACGUGGUUGACCAACAUAGUAACAGUCUCAUGGUGGAAUUAUCACGGCCAGCACCUGGAGACCGCACUUUCACUGUCCAUUCCCCACCAGACGGCCAGGUAACAGAAGAAGAGCAGUCUGAGUUCCCUGAAGCUGAUACUCCACUGUUCACCUCUCAAGAUGAAAGUGACAGUGUGUUCAACAGAACAGAUGAAUCAGUCAACCUUCCUAACGACAGUGAGGAAAGGGACGUUUUAACAGACAUGCCACGUGAUAGCAGUGCUGUAAACCGGUUUGACCGGUUCUUAAAGGAGAGAAAGGAUUCUGAGCUGCUGAAUCUGAUGGCCUUGAGAAGAGAAAUGGAUGAUGGCGGUAUUGAAGGAGCAGAAUAUAUCAAGAGUUGGAAAGAGCUUGAAGAAGAAAAUGAACUGCUCAGGAAGCAAGUGCAAACUCUGGAAAGUGCGAAAGGUGUGGAAGACUUCGAAGAAGAAAACCAGUUUCUCAAGGAGAAACUCAAGGAACUGGAGGGAUCAGCUAAUACGGAAGAGCUCGAAAAGGAGAAUGCUUUACUAAAGGAGAAAGUCGAGUCCGUGAAAGAUUUGGAAGAAGAGAACCAGUUGCUUAAAGAGGAAAUCGAUAUUUUGAGACAAUCAACGCCCGUGGAAGAUAUAGAGGAGGAAAACAUGCUGCUGAAAGACAAAUUCAAAAUGCUUGAAGAAUUGGCGACCUCUGAGCAGGAUAUUAAAAAAAUAGAAGAAGAGAACGAUGAGCUGAGAGAAAAAGUUAAGAAUCUUGAAGAACUGGCGAUCUCUGAGCAGGAUAUUAAGAAAAUAGAAGAAGAGAACGAUGAGCUAAGGGAAAAAGUUAAAAAUCUUGAAGAAGUGGCGACCUCUGAGCAGGACAUUAAGAAAAUCAGAGAAGAAGAGAACGAUGAGCUAAGAGAAAAAGUUAAAACUCUUGAAGAAAUGGCGGAGGUUUCUGAGCUGGAUAUGAAGAAAACCGAACAGGAGAAUGAAGAGCUUAGAGAGAAACUAAAGACGCUGGAGGAGUCUUCGAAUGCUGAAGAGCUGGAAAAGGAGAAUGAUUAUCUAAAACAACAAGUGGCGAUGCUGGCAGCUGAACAUGAGCGAGUGAAAGAACUAGAGGAAGAGAACGAUACUCUACGAGAAAAAAUCCAGGCUUUAGAGGCGUCCGCAAAUGUGGUUAUCGAUGAAAACGUACAAUUGAAAAAGCAAAUUGAAGUUUUGGAGGAAAACGAGAGAGUAAAGGAACUUGAAGACGAAAACGAACUGCUGAAAGAGAAAGUGCAGGUCCUGGAAGAAUCUUCGAGGAAUGUAGAAGACCUUGUCAGUGAAAACGCGUUGCUCAAGGAACAAAUCGAGAUUAUGGAAGAAACCGCAAAGGUUAAAGAACUGGAAGAUGAAAACGAAUUACUCAAGGAAAAAGUUCAGAUCCUGGAGGAAUCGACGAAUGUGGAAGACCUGGUCAAUGAAAAUGCAUUGCUGAAAGAGCAAAUCGAAAUUAUGGAAGAAACUGGGAGAGUGAAGGAGCUGGAAGAUGAAAAUGGAAUGCUGAAGGAAAAAGUGAACAUUCUGCAAGAAUCUUCGGCGGAAGAACAACUUGAACACGAGCAACUCAUAGAGAAGAUCCAAGAUCUGGAAGGAUCCACAGCACGGGUUGUUGAAAAACUCGAAGAAGAAAAUUCCAUGUUGAAAGAAAACAUCCAAUUGCUGGAAGAGUCAACAACUAAUAUGAAAGAACUGGAAAACGAGAAUGCAUUGUUGAGAGAGAAGAUUGAAAAUUUAUUCAGCUCAAGUAACAUUCAGAAACUGAAAGAAGAAAAUGCUACACUUAAAGAAAAAAUCCGAAGUUUGGAGGAAUCAGCACAGAGUAAAGAUUCAUCAUCUAAGGAGGAUUUCGAGCUACUUCAGCAGAAGAUAGAACAAUUAAAACAGGCAGAGAAGAAAAUUGGUGCGCUGAAUGAGUCCAAUGCGGCUUUGAAAGAAAGAAUAGAUCUCCUUCAGAAGGAAAAGGAAAACUCGAGAGACAAUUCAUCAGAGAUGGAUACCACUGAACAACUUGGAAAGGUUCGGUUGCUGUUAGUGCAGGACUUUGGUCUAACAGCAUCAGAAGUCGAAAGUGUGCUGGGGUCAUGUGACCUUGAGAGUCUUGUGUCGUCAUCAGGCAUGGCUACGCCUCGAGCUGAGUUGAGCAAUCUGGGUCAUUAUUUUGAACAGGCUGACAGGGGAGUACACGCAGAGGCUGGUGAUGUCCCCCCGUCUAUGGCCGAUCCGAUACGCCGUCUGCCAAACAUUUCUGGCGGAGUCAGUCAGGAGAUUCAAACCAAUUUGGAUUCUGUCACAGCUUUGGAGCUGAUUGGGGACGGAUCUAUACCAGAGCACAUUGCCAAAGAACUCGAAAAGCUUAAGCAAGAAAACAAGGAACUUUACGAAGAACUCAUGGAGUUAAGAAGACAAAUUCAGGGAAGAGAGAUCGCUCAGCGGUUAAACGAGGCAACUCAGACCGAGCAUGCUCAGUUCCCUCAAGACCUAACAUCUUUCUCUCGUGACGUCAUCAGCCCAGUCUCAUGCUCCGUCGAGGAGACCAUUACACCUCAAGUCCGUUCAACAGUUGCUACGGAAAUCCGUUACCUUGGAGACAGGCGUUUGGAGUUGGAGCUAUCACCUCGAGUUCCUCAUAUUCCGGUUAGAAGUUCGGAUUUCGAGGGGAAGGAUGAUCUCAUGGACUAUGCAGGGAUAGUUAGUGAUUCUGGAGUUAAAAACAGGAUGCCUUCUCAUCACGAUAAUACUCGUGAUUCAGAUGAGCUAAUUUCUGAACCAGAACUCAUGUCCUCGCGACGGAAUUUAGACUCGUACAUGGAUGAUAUCGACCAACGUAUUCAAGAUCUUCGCCAUCAUGAUCACGCAGACAGACCUCGAACGGACACGAGUGAUCUUGUAGUUUUUGAUUCGGAUGACGACGAUGGAGAUCUUCCUCCCCUCCCUGAAUCUUCACCACCACCCCUCCCAUCUGAGCCACCACCAGAUUUCCCAGACUCCUCGCCAGCCCUCCUAGACCAAAGUCUCGAAGUUUUGUUAAGGGGUGAGUCUUCACCACCCAGAGAUGCUGCCACCCUACGGGCGUCAUCUCGCCAGCGCUUUCGCUCGGACAGCAAACCCUCUUCUGGACCGUCGCUGCCUACCUCUCGUGUAGAAUCGCCUAUCACGGUGGAGGAACCCACGUUGGUGAUGGAAUCGGAGCCGAGCGAGCUAGGUGGAAUCUAUCCGAAUGAGGAGCCCACACCUUCGUCCGUCAUAAGCCCCACUGGUUUUGGAUCCACUAAGCCUGCUGAUUCAACAGCCAAGGUUCCUCCUCAAGUGCCUCCCAAACCCAAAAAGAUACUAUUGCAGAAACGUCAGCCAGGACCACUGAGCCAACCAAUGGUCUCGUAUGUGGAUUCAAACGUGUCAGCCCCGAUGACGUCACAGUGGUCACGUGAUGAAGAGGACGGAGUCAUUCCGCCGCGAGGGAUUGUUCUCAACCGGGCCACGUCGAUUAACCGCGGAGAAAUAGAUGCACUGAACGAAAAGAUUGGUUUCCUUGAAAGGCAACUGAAGAGUAAAGAAAAUCUCAUUCGCACUAUGAAGACUGACGCAACUGAGCUUGAGACGCAAUCUUUGCUUGAACGAAAAGAUCGUGAAAUGAAAAUUCUGGACGAAGAUGUAGCGUUCUUAAAACAAGAGAAUCAAAAGAAAGAAAGAGAGUUGCUAACGAAGAUUGGGGAAAUGAAUAAAAAGAAUCACGAGGUAUGUGAUGUUUCUUGACGUAGUAAGUGAUUGUUUGAUUUUGCUUUGAGUCUCGUUACAGUGUUUCCUCAAAGAACACUAUGAAAUCCUGACUAAACUUAUUACUUGCCUUGUCUGUCCUUAGAGAAUAGGCCACGUUCGAUGUAUCAAUAUUCUAACAUGGCUCCGAAGCUUUCAGGACAAACUUCUAU